Molecule: messenger RNA, 3971 nt
Organism: Linum trigynum
Lineage: Eukaryota; Viridiplantae; Streptophyta; Magnoliopsida; Malpighiales; Linaceae
Source: the annotation of a GenBank genome assembly
CGAAAAUGCCAUCCCAAAAUAAAUUCGCCCAAAUCGAUGCUUGAUGGGCUUAAUCAUUGACGGAGAAUAGGAUCAAUAGACUUCAUUAUAUGUGGAGAAUAGCCUCGGGUUGAAUCCGUGAUCUGUAGCCUCCAAAAUCGAAAGAAAAUGUCAUUUCGGAAAAAUCGCCCGAAAUCGGUGAUGGUACCCCUUUGGGAUAUGCCAAAAAUUGACCCAGAAGAUAUUCGCCCGAAUCGGUGCUUAAUGGACUUCAUCAUCGUUGAAGAAUAGCCUAAGACCGAAUCCUUGAUCUGUAGCCUUCAAAAUCCAUGCUAAAUGGCCUUUCGAAAAGGAUAGUCUAAAAUAUUACGAAAUUGCCAUCCCAAAAUAAAUUCGCCCAAAUCGAUGCUUGAUGGGCUUAAUCAUUGGCGGAGAAUAGGAUCAAUAGACUUUAUUAUAUGUGGAGAAUUGCCUCUGGUUGAAUCCGUGAUCAAUAGCCAUAAAAAUCAAAAGAAAAUGUCAAAUCGCCCGAAAUUGGUGAUGGUAUCCCUUUGGGAUCUGCCAAAAAUUGACCAGGCAGAUAUCCGGCCGAAUCGGUGCUUAAUGGACUUAAUCAUCGUUGAAGAAUACCCUCAGACUAAAUCUGUGAUCUGUAGCCUUCAAAAUCCAUGGUAAAUGGCCUUUCGAAAAAAAUCGUCUAAAACAUUAAGAAAAUGCCAUCCCAAAAUAAAUUUGAUCAAAUCGAUGCUUAAUGGGCUCAAUCAUUGGCGGAGAAUUGGAUCAAUAGACUUCAUUAUAUGUGGAGGAUAGCCUCGGGUUGAAUCCGUGAUAUGUAGCCUCCCAAAUUGAAAGAAAAUGUCAUUUCGGAAAAAUCGCCCGAAAUCGGUGAUGGUACCCCUUUGGGAUCUGCCAAAAAUCGACCCGGAUGAUAUUCGCCCGAAUCGGUGCUUAUAUGACUUAACCAUCGUUGAAGAAUAGCCUCGGACUGAAUCCGUGAUCUGUAGCCUUCAAAAUCCAUGGUAAAUGUCCUUUUAAAAAAAAUCGUCUAAAAUAUUACGCAAAUGCCAUCCCAAAAUAAAUUUGCCCAAAUCGAUGCUUAAUGUGCUUAAUCAUUGGCGGAGAAUAGGAUCAAUAGACUUCAUUAUAUGUGGAGUAUAGCCUCGGGUUGAAUCCGUGAUAUGUAGCCUCCAAAAUCGAAAGAAAAUGUCAUUUCGGAAAAAUCGCCCGAAAUCGGUGAUGGUACCCCUUUGGGAUCAGCCAAAAAUUGACCCGAAAAAUAUCCGGUUGAAUCGGUGCUUAAUGGACUUAAUCAUCGUUGAAGAAUAGCCUCAGACCGAAGCCGUGAUCUGUAGCCUUCAAAAUCCAGUGUAAAUGGCCUUUCGAAAAAAAUUGUCUAAAAUAUUACGAAAAUGCCAUGCCAAAAUAAAUUCGCCCAAAUCGAUGCUUGAUGGGCUUAAUCAUUGACGGAGAAUAGGAUCAAUUGACUUCAUUAUAUGUGGAGAAUAGCCUCGGGUUGAAUCCGUGAUCUGUAGCCUCCAAAAUCGAAAGAAAAUGUCAUUUCGGAAAAAUCGCCCGAAAUCGGUGAUGGUACCCCUUUGGGAUAUGCCAAAAAUUGACCCAGAAGAUAUUCGCCCGAAUCGGUGCUUAAUGGACUUCAUCAUCGUUGAAGAAUAGCCUAAGACCGAAUCCUUGAUCUGUAGCCUUCAAAAUCCAUGCUAAAUGGCCUUUCGAAAAGGAUAGUCUAAAAUAUUACGAAAAUGCCAUCCCAAAAUAAAUUCGCCCAAAUCGAUGCUUGAGGGGCUUAAUCAUUGGCGGAGAAUAGGAUCAAUAGACUUUAUUAUAUGUGGAGAAUUGCCUCUGGUUGAAUCCGUGAUCAGUAGCCUUAAAAAUCAAAAGAAAAUGUCAAAUCGCCCGAAAUUGGUGAUGGUAUCCCUUUGGGAUCUGCCAAAAAUUGACCAGGCAGAUAUCCGGCCGAAUCGGUGCUUAAUGGACUUAAUCAUCGUUGAAGAAUACCCUUUGACUAAAUCUGUGAUCUGUAGCCUUCAAAAUCCAUGGUAAAUGGCCUUUCGAAAAAAAUCGUCUAAAACAUGAAGAAAAUGCCAUUCCAAAAUAAAUUUGCUCAAAUCGAUGCUUAAUGGGCUCAAUCAUUGGCGGAGAAUUGGAUCAAUAGACUUCAUUAUAUGUGGAGGAUAGCCUCGGGUUGAAUCCGUGAUAUGUAGCCUCCCAAAUUGAAAGAAAAUGUCAUUUCGGAAAAAUCGCCCGAAAUCGGUGAUGGUACCCCUUUGGGAUCUGCCAAAAAUCGACCCGGAAGAUAUUCGCCCGAAUCGGUGCUUAUAUGACUUAACCAUCGUUGAAGAAUAGCCUCGGACUGAAUCCGUGAUCUGUAGCCUUCAAAAUCCAUGGUAAAUGUCCUUUUAAAAAAAAUCGUCUAAAAUAUUACGCAAAUGCCAUCCCAAAAUAAAUUUGCCCAAAUCGAUGCUUAAUGUGCUUAAUCAUUGGCGGAGAAUAGGAUCAAUAGACUUCAUUAUAUGUGGAGUAUAGCCUCGGGUUGAAUCCGUGAUCUGUAGCCUCCAAAAUCGAAAGAAAAUGUGAUUUCGGAAAAAUCGCCCGAAAUCGGUGAUGGUACCCCUUUGGGAUCAGCCAAAAAUUGACCCGAAAAAUAUCCGGUUGAAUCGGUGCUUAAUGGACUUAAUCAUCGUUGAAGAAUAGCCUCAGGCCGAAUCCGUGAUCUGUAGCCUUCCAAAUCCAUGGUAAAUGGCCUUUCGAAAAGAAUCGUCUAAAAUAUUACGAAAAUGCCAUCCCAAAAUAAAUUCGCCCAAAUCGAUGCUUGAUGGGCUUAAUCAUUGAAGGAGAAUAGGAUCAAUAGACUUCAUUAUAUGUGGAGAAUAGCCUCGGUUUGAAUCCGUCAUCUGUAGCCUAAAAAAUCGAAAGAAAAUGGCAUUUUGGAAAUAUCGCUCGAAAUCGGUGAUGUACCCCUUUGGGAUAUGCCAAAAAUUGACCUGGAAGAUAUCCGCCCGAAUCGGUGCUUAAUGGACUUAAUCAUCGUUGAAGAAUAGCCUCAGACCGAAUCCGUGAUCUGUAGCCUUCAAAAUCCAGUGUAAAUGGCCUUUCGAAAAAAAUCGUCUAAAAUAUUACGAAAAUGCCAUCCCAAAAUAAAUUCGCCCAAAUCGAUGCUUGAUGGGCUUAAUCAUUGACGGAGAAUAGGAUCAAUAGACUUCAUUAUAUGUGGAGAAUAGCCUCGGGUUGAAUCCAUGGUAAAUGGCCUUUCGAAAUCAAUAGAAAAUGGCAUUUCGGAAAAAUAGCCCGAAAUCGGUGAUGGUACCCCUUUGGGAUAUGCCAAAAAUUGACCCGGAAGAUAUUCGCCCGAAUCGGUGCUUAAUGGACUUCAUCAUCAUUGAAGAAUAGCCUCAGACAGAAUCCGUGAUCUGUAGCCUUCAAAAUCCAUGGUAAAUGGCCUUUCGAAAAGGAUCGUCUAAAAUAUUACGAAAAUGCCAUCCCAAAAUAAAUGCGCCCAAAUCGAUGGAUAAUGGGCUUAAUCAUUGGCGGAGAAUAGGAUCAAUAGACUUCAUUAUAUGUGGAGAAUAGCCUCGGGUUGAAUCCGUGAUUAGUAGCCUUAAAAAUCAAAAGAAAAUGGCAUUUCGGAAAAAUAGCACGAAAUCGGUGAUGGUACACCUUUGGGAUAUGCCAAAAAUUGAUCGGGAAGAUAUUCGCCAGAAUCGGUGAUUAAUGGACUUCAUCAUCAUUGAAGAAUAGCCUCAGACCGAAUCCGUAAUCUGUAGCCUUCAAAAUCCAUGGUAAAUGGCCUUUCGAAAAGGAUCGUCUAAAAUAUUACGAAAAUGCCAUCCCAAAAUAAAUGCGCCCUAAUCGAUGGAUAAUGGGCUUAAUCAUUGGCGGAGAAUAGGAUCAAUAGACUUCAUUAUAUGUGGGGAAUUGCCUCGGGUUGAAUCCGUGAUCAGUAGCCUUAAAAAUCAAAAGAAAAUGUCAUUUCGGAA